Molecule: messenger RNA, 1623 nt
Organism: Physella acuta
Lineage: Eukaryota; Metazoa; Mollusca; Gastropoda; Physidae
Product: leucine-rich repeat-containing protein 57-like
Cellular component (GO): cytoplasm
Molecular function (GO): protein binding
Source: RefSeq, a predicted model, not a curated record
UCAGCCUGACUGUGCUGUUAUCUAGUAGACUGUCACAAAACAUUUGUGGGAUGAUGGACGCUGGUCACAGACAGUAACAUUACAACAACAGCAUAUUCUGUAUGUCUAGUGUCCUCAGGGACCAUCUGCGAUCAUUUGACCUGUCUAGAGUGACCAGUGUUUAGCCAAAUCAACGUGUCUCCGUGACCAGUCAUGGAAGUUGGCUGUUUCUUUAUCUGGGUCAGGAGGAUGAUGAGACAAUUCCGGUCGUUCUGGAACAUCAGAUACUUCCAGCAGUUCGGAUCUUUCGAGGCCUUUGUGUCUCUUGUCAACACACACUCGCUCGAGGAGCUUCAGGAGGUCACGUCUAUCAGCGUGGAGCUGUUCGCCCUGACCAAACUCUCUGGGCACACGUUAGAGAUCCCACUGAACAUUGGCCGGCUGACUCACCUGGUCAGCUUACAGAUGACCGGAUGUGGCUUGACCAGUAUCCCCUGGUCCUUUGUUUACCUGAAACACUUACAGAAUUUGGAUUUGUCUCAUAAUAAAUUUCAGCUUCUUCCAAAUUUUAUUGGAUGUUUAUACAGCUUAGAAAACGUGAAUCUUGAAUCCAAUCAUUUAAUAGUGUUGCCGACUUCACUGAUUCAGCUUAAAAAACUGAAAGUUUUAAACAUAACAAAUAAUGUCAAUUUGAUUGGUCCGCCUUACAAUAUAUGCAUGCAAGGACUUGAUGCCAUUAUGAGAAAUCUGGAGUUGCGGACAACUAGGAAAAAUUUGUGGAAAAAUUCUAAAGCUUUUUAUGACCCAUCAGAUUCUGCACUGUCUAGCAAAGGGGCUGAAAUUCCAUCCUUGGUUGUGUUAUCUGUUAAUGUAAUCAUCCAAUCAGAACAAGACUUUUUAAUCGUGUCUUAUGUUCCUCCUGGGCUAAAGAGCUACCUUCAAGAAAAAAUUGAAGAAAGUAGAACGUCACUACAGGUGGCAAAAUGUGGAACAUGUCUGACAUAUUUCUCGAGUGCUUUAACCUUUGAGGGGCAUGUCUGCAAAGUAUCUGAAGUGGACACGUGAUGAAGGCUAUUUAAAACGUUGCAUUCCAUUGGCCAAGCUAAAGGCUAUUUAAAACGUUUUAUUUCAUUGGUCAAACUAAAGGCUAUUUAAAACCUUGCAUUCCAUUGGCCAAACUAAAGGCUAUUUAAAACUUUUUAUUCCAUUGGUCAAACUAAAGGCUAUUUAAUACUUUUCAUACCAUUGGACUAACUAAAGGCUAUUUAAAACCUUGCAUUCCAUUGGUCAAGCUAAAGGCUAUUUAAAACUUUACAUUCCAUUGGUCAAACUAAAGGCUAUUUAAAACCUUGCAUUCCAUUGGUCAAGCUAAAGGCUAUUUAAAACUUUACAUUCCAUUGGUCAAACUAAAGGCUAUUUAAAAAGCUAGUACAUUGGUCAAAGUAUUGACAAUGUUGAGAUCACUUUGAUUACAUUAGAAAACCCUGAUGUAGAUCUACUCAUGUAGGUCUUUAGCAUGUAGAUAGGCCUACCAUGGAAAUAAAUUCCGUCUGUGUUAGAUUGAACCAGAGAGAAAAAAAUUUGAAACAUUUUAUUUUAUGCCUUAAGUACCUGAUUCGAGGGAAAACAGCAGUCUCUGGUAGA